Messenger RNA from Erinaceus europaeus (western European hedgehog), 1986 nucleotides. RefSeq names its product abhydrolase domain containing 16A, phospholipase (gene ABHD16A). Gene Ontology annotation, cellular component: endomembrane system. Lineage: Eukaryota; Metazoa; Chordata; Mammalia; Eulipotyphla; Erinaceidae. The record is from RefSeq and is a predicted model, not a curated record. Bases 74 to 1750 code for a protein of 558 amino acids. Gene Ontology annotation, biological process: phosphatidylserine catabolic process; monoacylglycerol catabolic process. Gene Ontology annotation, molecular function: glycerophospholipase activity; monoacylglycerol lipase activity. The transcript has 20 exons.
CUAAGAGGCCGGGGAAGGGCGGGGCCUGCGGGGGGGACCUGCUGCUGAGAGAGCAGCGGCCCGAGCCGGGGCCAUGGCGAAGCUCCUGAGCUGCGUAUUAGGCCCCCGGCUCUACAAAAUCUACCGAGAGAGGGACUCUGAAAGGCCCUCGUCCGGCGUCUCUGAGACUCCAACUCCAGUCACUACCCCCCCUUCCAGCUCCUGGGAUACAUAUUAUCAGCCCCGUGCACUGGAGAAACAUGCUGACAGCAUCCUGGCCCUGGCUUCAGUCUUCUGGUCCAUCUCUUACUACUCCUCUCCCUUCGCCUUCUUCUACUUAUACAGGAAAGGUUACUUGAGUUUGUCCAAAGUGGUGCCGUUUUCUCACUAUGCUGGAACAUUGCUACUACUGCUGGCAGGUGUGGCCUGCCUCCGAGGCAUUGGCCGCUGGACCAACCCUCAGUAUCGACAAUUCAUCACUAUCUUGGAAGCAACACAUAGGAACCAGUCAGCAGAAAAUAGGAAACAGCUUUCCAACUACAAUUUUGACUUCAGGAGCUGGCCAGUUGACUUCCACUGGGAAGAACCCAGUAGCCGGAAGGAGUCCCGAGGGGGCCCUUCCCGCCGGGGUGUGGCCCUGCUUCGCCCAGAGCCCCUGCACCGGGGAACAGCCGAUACCUUCCUCAACCAGGUCAAGAAACUGCCUUGUCAGAUCACCAGCUUCCUGGUGGCACACACCCUGGGGCGCCGGAUGCUGUAUCCAGGCUCUGUGUAUCUACUCCAGAAGGCCCUCAUGCCUGUUCUUUUGCAAGGCCAGGCCCGGCUGGUAGAAGAGUGUAAUGGGCGCCGGGCCAAGCUGCUGGCCUGUGAUGGCAACGAGAUUGACACCAUGUUUGUAGAUCGUCGGGGGACAGCUGAGCCUCAGGGACAGAAGCUGGUGAUCUGCUGUGAGGGGAAUGCUGGCUUUUAUGAAGUGGGCUGUGUCUCCACACCUCUGGAAGCUGGAUAUUCAGUUCUGGGCUGGAAUCAUCCAGGCUUUGCUGGAAGCACGGGGGUACCAUUUCCACAGAAUGAGGCCAAUGCCAUGGACGUGGUGGUCCAGUUUGCCAUCCAUCGCCUGGGCUUCCAGCCCCAGGACAUCAUCAUCUAUGCCUGGUCCAUUGGUGGCUUCACUGCCACAUGGGCAGCCAUGUCCUACCCAGACAUUAGUGCCGUGAUCCUGGAUGCCUCCUUUGAUGACCUGGUACCCUUGGCCUUGAAGGUCAUGCCAGACAGCUGGAGGGGCCUGGUGACCAGGACUGUGAGGCAGCACCUCAAUCUGAACAAUGCAGAGCAGCUUUGCAGGUACCAGGGCCCUGUGCUGCUGAUCCGGAGAACCAAGGAUGAGAUCAUCACCACCACGGUUCCUGAGGACGUCAUGUCUAACCGAGGCAAUGAUCUGCUGCUGAAGCUCCUGCAGCAUCGGUAUCCCCGAGUAAUGGCAGAGGAGGGCCUUCAAGUGGUGAAGCAGUGGCUAGAGGCCUCCUCACAGCUGGAAGAAGCCUCAAUUUACAGCCGGUUUGAGGUGGAGGAGGACUGGUGUCUGUCAGUUCUUCGCUCCUACCAGGCGGAACAUGGUCCUGACUUCCCCUGGAGUGUGGGGGAAGACAUGAGUGCAGAUGGAAGGCGACAGCUGGCUUUGUUUCUGGCUCAGAAACACCUGCACAAUUUUGAAGCCACACACUGCACCCCUCUCCCAACCCAGAACUUUCAGAUGCCCUGGCACCUUUAAGGACCAUUGAGGAUGUUUUCUGGAAGAUUCAGAUGGAAGGAAGGACCCUCUUAUUUGUGAUUCUCUGUGUUCAUGUUGCUGUUUAUAGUUUGUGGAAAGUGGGGGACCACCCCUAUUUUUUGCUCUUCUUGCACGUUUCCUUCAUCCAUCCAACAGUACCUAACCUUCCCUGAUAUAUACACUGCAUUAAGUGGAUGGAUAAUUCCUAAUAAUUAAUAAAAAGGUAUUUUUUCUAA